UCAUAGACAAAGUAAAAGGCAUCGCCAAAAGAAUACAUAAAUAAAAUUUAUACAUAACGAAAAAUGGCUGCGAGCCGUCGGAAGCAAGACGACAGAAAUUUGGAAAUUUUGCGUGAACUUAUAUCUCUAAAUGGAAACAAAUAUUGCUUAGAUUGUAAUCAAAGAGGACCCACCUACGUUAACUCUACAAUUGGUUCGUUUGUCUGUUCAAAAUGUUCGGGAAUGUUGCGUGGUCUUACACCUCCUCAUCGCGUGAAGUCGAUCUCAAUGGCCACGUUUACACCGGAAGAGAUAGAAUUUAUAAAAGCAAGAGGAAACGAUUACUGUAGACGCGUGUGGUUAGGUUUAUACGAUGGAGAAAGUGUUAACUUUAACGACGAACAAAGCGUUAAAGAUUUUAUGUCUGAUAAAUAUGAAAAGAAGCGUUACUACCUCGACUCCCCACUUAAUAAUCCCCCUGUUACCAAUGGUAGUUCGUCAUUAAAAAAUAAAACUAAAGUGAAGUCGAUCGGCGGAGCAUCCGUGACAGCACCAUUGAUAUCAAUAUCUCCGCAAACUUCAAAAAAUAGUAAUAAUAAUGUAAUGGUGAGCAUGGCUAAAGUAGUUAAUACACCAGCUAGUGACACCAGUCAAAAAUUGGCAAGACCUGUUAACAAUUUCUCGCAGCCAAUACCAUCUGUUAUAACCGCUCCUAUCUCCACAUCGUCGGUCUCAGCACCAGUCACUGAUUUUCCUGUUGACUUCACUACAGCAAAUAUUUAUAACAGUUCUCAAUUUAAUAAUAAUGUGAAUAAUAAUUUUUUCAACAAUCCGUCCACAACUAUAACAAAUUUUAAUGCUUUUAGUUCUAACACUACGAGUACCGCUAAUACAAAUGACAGGUACGCUGCUCUAGCGGACUUAGACUUAGCUUUAAGACAGCAGAAUAUGAAAAAUAUGGAAGAAAGUAAUAAUAUGAAUAAUAAAAAUCCAUUCCAAAGCUCAACUACCAAUGAUUUGUUCUCUAAUAAAAACCCAUUUUUCAACGGCGGAUGGUCUUCUACACCCCCUGUACCAGUUAAUCCAUUCAUGCCUACAAGCAACCCGACAUUUGGAAAUUCCAAAAACCCAUUUCUUUGAUGAGUCAUCGAGAUUAAGUCAUUUAAGAACAAAUAAAAUAGAAAGCACAAAUCAUGCUACAAAUUUAAUAUUGUUAAAACUUUUUUUUUAAAAACAAAAUAUAGCAAUUAUUUAUAAAUAUAUUUACACUGCAAUAGUAUUAACAUGCUUAUUAUGGUUGUAAAAAAAGUGCCUAAAUCUGCCUUAAAAAUUCGUAAUAUGAGAUUUCUCGUAUAGAGAUUAUUUAGAAAAGAGUUGUAGAAUUAUUUGAAUGUAUGAAGACUAAAGAUACUGGUAGCUUUAUUAUUUAUAGUAUUUAAUGAAAGCUCCGAGUCAUUUGUAAUUAUAAAAUUGGCAAUCUUGGAUGUUAUUUAAAAAUAAAAGAAUGUCAAACGUUUAAUAAAGACUAGAUGUGGCACAAAUUAGUUGAAAUGAGCUCAAUAGUAUUACAUUUCAAAUGUAUUAUGGCUUAAUUGUAUUUGACCAAUUGCAAUCUUCAUCAACUACGACAUACCGCAGGUUUCUGACACCAAAAUCUCUGUAUAAAACAUAUCAUCAUCCCUGUCAAGAUUUUACACAGAAUAAACAAUGUUUUAAAUAGAAAUUUUGGAUUCAGAAACCCACAGUAAAUAUAAUAAGAAAAAUGUCAAUUCAGAAUAAAUCUAACUUUAGUAAAUUUCGAUAUGCCUUACCGUUGGGUACUGAGAUCAAAAUCUCUGUAUAAAACACAUUAUCAUCCCUGUCUUUAUCUUUGACAAAACCGAUAUAACAGUUUAUUUUAAAUGAAGAUUUUGGUCUCAGAAACCCACACUGCGUGUGAUGAAGUUUAUGUUUAUCAUGGGAUGUAAUACAAAAAAUCUGUAUACAAAUUGUUGUUACCUUAAAACUUGAAGUUCUUAAUAUGUGCCUUAUUUAAAUAUUGGAAUGUGAUUAUUAAAAUUUGAUUGUCAGUUAUAGUUGGACUGAACACUUUAGAAUAUUAAUUCGUCGUACUCAAAGUCAUUAGUGAGUCUAAACAUGGAAGUGUCUAUUAAUAGACAGGAUGUAUUAAUUUUCAAGAUUUUACGAGGCUAGAUUAAUUGUUAUAACAGUUUUAAAUAUGUAUUUCAUACAGAAAUCUUGUAAUUAAAUAUUUAUUAUUAGUUAAUCUCAUAUUUCAUAUCUGCCUUACUAAUAAUAGAAAAUGUUAAGCUUUUAAUUUUAUAAACACUUAAUGAAAUGACAAACACAUGAUCAA
Messenger RNA from Papilio xuthus (Asian swallowtail), 2335 nucleotides. It is a transcript of the gene drongo, whose product is annotated as Arf GTPase activating protein drongo. The transcript has 6 exons. The record is from RefSeq and is a predicted model, not a curated record. Gene Ontology annotation, cellular component: membrane; cytoplasm. The coding region runs from base 64 to 1119 and encodes 351 amino acids. Gene Ontology annotation, molecular function: GTPase activator activity. NCBI's taxonomy places the organism in Eukaryota, Metazoa, Arthropoda, Insecta, Lepidoptera, Papilionidae.